CUUCAGGAUUAACAUUUAUUUAAUUUAAUUUGAUUUAGUGAGAAAUACAGAGAGAAAAGAGCUUGUUUAAAAAAUCAACUGUAUCUGGUGUAUGAUACAAUAGAUGAGGAUUUCGAUAUCGAAUCGAUAGAUCUAUUUGUGUUAAUUUCUUGACGUUCGACAAACAGAUAUAAGGAAAGAGGCUGAACACAAUUCUUGCAAGACAUCAGCACUGUUCAGAUAUCAGUUAAAUCGUAGCGCACGCACAACAAGCAGGGGAAAAGCAUCAACAUCUUUACUGAACUCAGAGCAUGAUGUCUAACGGUCACAAGCCUACACACAACAAGAGGGAAAUGGCAGCUCAGUAUCACUACAGCAGUUCUGGUCAAAGUCUCAUUGACAUAGCGGACGAGUAUGCUGGCUGUGAUAGAGUUACAAACGACAAACAGCCCAUAGCUAAAGCAGUUGGAAUUGUGGAGUUCAAACCUAGCGACAUUGUAGAUGGUCAUCACAAGGUCCAGUGGAACAAAAACGGUCGAACCUUUUACACAAAACACUGCGUCCACUUGGAGCUCGAAGGUGAAAUAUUUGUCCGGCAGCCUGGCUACUACAUCGUUUCGUCGCAGCUGAAUCUUCGGCGACGAAAAGAGACCAGUCCAACGCUUAAUGAAUCAAGACCAACGACUUUCAUUCAUUAUGUUGAUAUCCUUUCCCACAAAUUUGGAACGAAUGGUGUCCUAAUGCAAACCAAAAAAUCAAUUGAAAGAAAUGGUGGUUAUUUUACAAGUUUCCUGUCAGCAGUUUUUAAGCUGAACAAAUAUGACAGGCUCUCUGUAUCUGUAUCCAAUCCUGAAUUGUUAGACAUUGACAAUUACAAUGAUCAUUUCCUGGUUCAUUACACUUAUGAUCUGCCAAACUGAAAUAAGAUUAAAUUACGUUUGAUUUCAACAUUGACAUUGAUUAACAGUGUUUAUUUUUUUCUUUAAGCUGCAACCUAACGCUCCCAUAAUAACAACAUAAAUAAUUAUAAUAGCAAUAGUAAUAAAGCAAGUAUUUACCAUCAGUGAACAAAAUAAAACGGAAUCAUUUUGUGUUUGGCUAAAGUAAUACACUAGUAUGUCAUCAUGUGUAGUUUAUAGCUUGAAAAGGUAUUGAAUGAAGUUAUAUCAUGAAUAUACAGUAUACAAUUCAAGACAUUUUUUGACAAAUAUGUUGUGUUUUUCAAGUUAAUUGGGAUGUACGACAGUAGAGUCAAUUUAUUUGCAUCUCGUCAAUAUAUAUACAUAUAUAUAUAUAUAUAUAUAUAUAUAAACAUAUCACAUUGCUGUAUUUUAAGUAAGAAUUGUAUCUGUUCCACAUAUAUAUCAUAUUGUCUUAUUAAGAAGAUCGUGCCUUAAAAAGCAGCUAAAUGCAAGGAAACAUUCGUGCCACCAAGUUGUAUGAUAGAUAUGUUCAUCUUUUCCCUUAAACAUGUACAAUUAACUUCUACAUGCUUAGAUAUUAUAUGUUACGGUUUACCCAAUAUGUUAACAAACAUGACUCUGGAAUUCAUUGGUUAUCACUGUCAAGUAAAUGUCUUAACUAGUCGACCGAAAACGGCGUCAAUUUGAAGUUGAAUAUUUUCUUAUCAAUGAUUUGUAUUAAUAACAUUUACCUCUUAUUUGCAAGUGAACUUCGUUAACAUGCAAUGCUUUAAAUAUGUUUUAUUUGCAAUCAGUCAAAUCUGAAGUUUCUGUUAUGAUUUAUGUUAUUAUGAAACUCAGAUUGGUCUUAUUCAAGUAUUUUUAUUAGUGUGUGCAAUGUUAACAAUAAUACGUUGUGACUCACAAGUGACCGACCGCUACUAAAUGUCACUCAACAUACAUACUGUUUAUUAAUAGCUUCUGAUACAUAACUUUAUUGCGCUUUAUGAUUAUACAAAAACAAUAUGAAAACACAGUAUAUGUAGUUUCAAACUCAUUAUUUUCUGAAAUUUUUGUUUUAUUGUGAUUGUUUAGUUAAUAGAGUGCUCGUGUUUAAUUAUAUUUACUUGA
Messenger RNA from Mya arenaria, 2012 nucleotides. RefSeq lists its product as uncharacterized. Gene Ontology annotation, cellular component: membrane; cell surface. The transcript has 6 exons. Gene Ontology annotation, biological process: tumor necrosis factor-mediated signaling pathway; positive regulation of transcription by RNA polymerase II; immune response. Gene Ontology annotation, molecular function: CD40 receptor binding; tumor necrosis factor receptor binding; cytokine activity. Lineage: Eukaryota; Metazoa; Mollusca; Bivalvia; Myida; Myidae. The coding region runs from base 291 to 899 and encodes 202 amino acids. The record is from RefSeq and is a predicted model, not a curated record.